AUGGAGAGCAGUUCUAUCCUUCUGGCCUUCAGUAAUAUUUACGUGGCCAUAUUUGCCCUCUUCUGCUUUAAACUUUUAAUCAAAAUAUUGCUGGCUCUGCUCACCCAUUUUUAUAUCGUCAGAGGGAACCGAAAAGAAGCUGCCCGUAUAGCCGAGGAGAUUUAUGGGAUUACACAAGGUUCCUGGGCAGACCGAUCUCCUCUUCAUGAUGCUGCAUUUCAUGGAAGACUUCUGACUGUGAAAACACUGAUCGCUCAGGGGUUUAAUGUGAACAUUUUGACAAUAGACAGGAUCACUCCUCUUCAUGAAGCAUGUCUAGGAGGUCAUGUGUCUUGUGCAAAAGUUUUACUGGAGAACAGGGCUCGUAUAAACAUUGUGACGGUUGAUGGAAUCACUCCGCUGUAUAAUGCCUGUAGCAGUGGAAGUGUUGCUUGUGUUAGCAUGUUAUUGGACCAUGGUGCCAACCCAGAGCUGGAGACUCAACUUGCCUUUCCCCUUCAUGAAGCAGUUGUAAGAGGUCACAGGGAAUGUGCAGAGAUGUUAAUAGCAUAUGGGGCAGACAUUGAGAAAGAACUUCAAAACAGAGGCACCCCUCUAUAUGUAGCCUGUGCACGCCAGAAAACAGACUGUGUCAGGAGGCUCCUUGAAUUAGGUGCAGAUGUAAACCAUGGUAAACAGCGGGACACACCAUUGCAUGCCGCAGCAAGAGGGACAAGUGAGGACAUUGUCAAGCUACUUAUUGAUUAUGGGGCCAAUGUCAUGUAUAAAAACAUGGAGGGGAAAUACCCCAUUGAACUAUCUGUACCCAGGAGUCCAGUAGAGCGAACCCUUCUGGUUGCAGAAGGUCCAGCUUCCUUGGCUCAGUUAUGUCGUCUAAGUAUUCGAAAAGCAUUGGGAUCGUCAUGUCUUCAAGUAGUUCCCCGACUUCAGUUACCUAAUCCACUAAUACAUUUUUUGUUAUAUCGAUAGAUUUCACUAUUGUUUUUCUAGCUCAUCUAUGUUUAGGAUAGAAUUUAUUAUAGCUCAUUUAUUACAGCCUAUUUUUUAUUUAGCACAAAUUUAUACAGAUGUCCUGCUAUCAAAGCCAAGCCUGCAUAUGCAGGGCUGGAUUAUAGGGAGAGCAAAUAGGAAAAUUGUCCAGGAGUCCCACCACCUAGCCCUUCCCUGAGCCUCUCAGCAAUAAGACAUACUACAGGGUGGGCCAUUUCUAUGGAUACACCUUAAUAUA
Molecule: messenger RNA, 1228 nt
Organism: Hyla sarda
Lineage: Eukaryota; Metazoa; Chordata; Amphibia; Anura; Hylidae
Gene: ASB11
Product: ankyrin repeat and SOCS box containing 11
Exons: 7
Coding region: 1-969 (322 amino acids)
Biological process (GO): protein ubiquitination; positive regulation of protein catabolic process; intracellular signal transduction
Molecular function (GO): protein binding
Source: RefSeq, a predicted model, not a curated record